Messenger RNA from Alosa sapidissima (American shad), 671 nucleotides. RefSeq names its product mediator of RNA polymerase II transcription subunit 19a-like. The transcript is spliced from 4 exons. Lineage: Eukaryota; Metazoa; Chordata; Actinopteri; Clupeiformes; Clupeidae. The record is from RefSeq and is a predicted model, not a curated record. The coding region runs from base 137 to 439 and encodes 100 amino acids.
CGUAGUUUCAGGGUGCGGUCCAGGGGAGUGGUUUUACUAGAGCAGCAGGUCAGGUCAGUUGAGUUGCUGGCUAUUUUGCCGUGGGCUUCGUACGCACGUCUUUAAAAGCGCCAAUAGGCUAUCUCGUGUUGUCUUCAUGGAUUUCGAUCUGGCAAGUGCUAUGGACAAGGACGAGGAGGUUAAGAAGUCUUCUGGACAUAAAGAUGAGGGGCUCUUUGGUUUUGGAAAAAAGGACAAGGACAAGGGCAAAGACAAGCAUAAGAGCGAACACAAAGAUGAGGGUAAAGACAAGCACAAAGAGCACAAGGAUAAGGAUAAAGACAAGCACAAAAAGCACAAGGAGAAGAGUGGUGACAAGCAUAAGCAUAAAAAGAAGGACAAAGACCAUCACAAGAAAGAUGGCCACAGCUCCUCUUCCUCCUCUAGCGAUUCGGAUUAGCAAAAUGUUGACAUUGCAAUCCAGAGAAGAGAACAGCUUGGGGGAGUGGACUUGAAGUACUGUAUUUUCAUAAAUAAACUUUCUUACUAUAUACAAUGCAAUCAGCCCUUAGACAUAUAUGAUCGUAUGGUGUCUUUGGAGAUUUUGACAUGAUUGGAGUUAAGGAAAUGAACAUGUGUGCGUUUGACUGAAAAUAAAUAAAAUACAUCAAUAAAAUUCUUCAGUUUCUUUA